UACUAAAACUAGGGUAAAAAAGUAAAUUCCCACGUAUCAGGUUUCCGAAUCCCGUUCGGGGAUGGUAAAAUAAAGAAGAAACAUUCCAUUUCCCUUGCGGUUUUUCUUUUCUUGCGGGGAAGGUCAGUCAGCUGAUUGCAAACCAGUCUGUCCCACUCCUAUAUAAAUGGCUCAAUCAAGCUCCAGCGAUAAUGUGUUUGUUUACCUUCUUCGAUCUCCGGAAUCAUUCCUCAACUGGGUAGCGACAACUAGCUAGUGCACUCGAGAUCUCCGACGGUCCUCGAUCUCCUGUGCUCAAAAUGGCGCCGGCGCUUGAUAUAGUGAAUCCUCUGGACGACGACGACAUCGCCCUCCUUCGUACUUACGGUUUAGGGCCUUAUUGCAAAACCAUGAAGAAGCAGGAAGAAGAAAUCAAGGAGUUAGCUAAGAAGAUCAACUCCCUCCGUGGCACCAAGGAAUCUGACACUGGUUUGGCUACACCAGGCUACUGGGAUUUGGUUUCUGAUAAACAGAUGAUGCAGGAGGAGCCACCACUUCAAGUUGCCAGAUGCACUGAAAUUAUUAAUCCCAAUACCCAGGAUGCGGAAUACAUGAUUAACAUCAAGCAAACGGCUAAGUUCGUUGUUGGGCUUGGCGAAAAUGUCUCCCCCACUGAUAUAGAAGAAGGAAUGAGAGUUGGCGUUGAUCGUACCAAAUACCAGAUUAAGAUUCCGCUGCCUCCCAGGGUGGAUCCCUCUGUUACCAUGAUGACUGUCGAGGAAAGGCCUGAUGUUACUUACAAAGAUGUCGGUGGCUGCAAAGAGCAGAUUGAAAAGAUGAGAGAAGUUGUUGAACUUCCCAUGCUUCAUCCGGAGAAGUUUGUGAAGCUUGGAAUUGAUCCUCCCAAGGGCGUUCUAUGCUAUGGUCCACCUGGAACGGGGAAAACCUUGCUGGCUAGAGCGGUUUCCAACAGAACAGAUGCAUGUUUCAUUCGCGUCAAUAGUAGUGAACUCGUUCAGAAGUAUGUUGGUGAGGGGGCUCGCUUGGUUCGGGAGCUUUUUCAGAUGGCUCGGUCAAAGAAGGCUUGCAUCAUCUUCUUUGAUGAGGUUGAUGCAAUCGGUGGUGCACGUUUUGAUGAUGGUGCGGGUGGAGACAAUGAAGUUCAGCGAACAAUGCUCGAAAUUGUCAACCAACUUGAUGGAUUUGACGCUCGAGGAAAUAUCAAGGUGUUGAUGGCAACAAACAGACCCGAUACCUUGGACCCAGCACUUCUGCGUCCUGGAAGACUGGAUCGUAAGGUUGAGUUUGGACUGCCAAAUGCGGAGAGCAGGACUGAGAUUUUCAAGAUCCAUACACGGACAAUGAACUGCGAAAGAGGCAUCCGCUUUGAACUCCUUGCCCGCCUUUGUCCGAAUUCAACUGGAGCCGACAUUAGGAGUGUUUGUACCGAAGCUGGGAUGUGUGCCAUUAGAGCACGCAGGAAGACAGUAACGGAGAAGGACUUUCUGAGUGCAGUCAGCAAGGUCAUUAGGGGAUACCUUAAGUUCAGUGCCACUCCCAAGUACAUGGUCUACAACUAACGCUAGAGAUGUUGAUGUUUUUUUUUCCAGAACGACUCCUUGUAAAAUGUGCAUCACAGCUAAAUUUCCAAUCCCUCUCAAUUGCACGUAUAGCUAUUUUCAACUAUGGGUAACCAUCGAUCUCUCUGGUCCAUUAUGUAAGUCGGUGAAAACGUAGAUUAUAUUCCGAAAGGUAACAUCUUUUGAUGGCUUCAUUACGAGUUUUGAUCUUUUGUGGGAGUUUAUAUAUGUAUCUGUUAUCAGAACUCUCUAUAACGUAAUUGUUGGCCUUUAUUUAUCGCCGACGAUGAAAGGAAGAGAUGGAAAAUGAAGGUAGAAUAAGAAA
Messenger RNA from Linum trigynum, 1884 nucleotides. NCBI's taxonomy places the organism in Eukaryota, Viridiplantae, Streptophyta, Magnoliopsida, Malpighiales, Linaceae. The record is from the annotation of a GenBank genome assembly.